GAAUCUCUAAAAUGUUGAAUUAAAUAACGGAAUAAGAGACGGAAAUGAGUUUUCAACGGAUCUUGUAGCUUUGACAAAACUCUGCACUUUAGAUUGGUCCAAGUAUGAAACCCUAGAAAAUAAUCAAUCAAUCAAUUAUAAAUAAUUCCGACUGCUGCUGCUGGACAUUGGACAAUGCAUUUAUUUAACAGACAAAUCUAGAAAGAUGAUGGAUGAGGAUCGAAGGGAACGGUUGCGGGACUUGGAGAGGAAAAUCCAGGAUAACAGAUCUAUCAUCAACGUAGACUGUUUACUUGAUGCAGUACAGGCGCUUGUAUCAGACUGCGACCAUGCAGCCAUCAGACAGAAUAAAAAUGUCGACGCCUUCGUCAACAGAUAUGUUGAUAUCUCGGAGAAGAUUGUGGAGAAACGGAUGAAAGCUGAUGAUUUUAACCUGAUCAAGGUGAUUGGACGAGGUGCUUUCGGAGAGGUUCAACUCGUCAGGCAUAAAUACACAAGCAAGGUGUACGCCAUGAAACUAUUGUCCAAGUACGAGAUGAUAAAAAGAUCAGAUUCAGCUUUCUUCUGGGAGGAACGGGAUAUCAUGGCACACGCCAACUCCGAGUGGUUGGUUCAGCUUCAUUUUGCCUUCCAGGAUAAUAAAUACCUGUACAUGGCGAUGGAUUACAUGCCGGGAGGAGAUCUGGUUAAUCUAAUGUCCAACUACGAUGUACCGGAGAAAUGGGCAAGGUUCUAUACAGCAGAGGUCGUCCUUGCUCUGGAUGCUAUUCAUAGCAUGGGCUUUGUGCACAGGGACGUGAAACCAGACAAUAUGCUGCUUGAUGCACAAGGUCACUUGAAACUUGCUGAUUUUGGAACCUGCAUGAAGAUGGGACCGGACGGUAUGGUUCGAUCUGAAACUGCUGUUGGAACUCCGGAUUAUAUAUCUCCUGAGGUUCUCAAGUCCCAGGGCGGAACUGGAGAAUAUGGGCGGGAGUGUGACUGGUGGAGUGUGGGCGUGUUUCUAUACGAGAUGUUGGUCGGAGACCCGCCCUUCUAUGCAGACUCGCUCAUAGGAACCUAUCAUCAGAUUAUGGAACAUCAAAAAUAUCUCAAGUUCCCGGACGAUGUGGAGAUGACUAAGGCCGCCGGAAGCCUGAUUCGUGGAUUUCUAACGGACCGGCAAAAUCGGCUUGGAAAAAACGGAGUAGAGGAAAUUAUGAAACAUCCGUUCUUUAAAAAUGACCAGUGGGACUUCCACACCAUCCGGGACUGUGUCCCACCCGUCGUUCCAGAUCUAACAUCGGACGACGACACUUCCCACUUUGACGAUGUCGAUAACGACACACCGGACGAGAAUUUCCCCACACCGAAGGCGUUUGCCGGGAACCAUCUUCCUUUUGUUGGGUUUACGUACAGUAAAGAUUUCCAGCUUUUAAACUCUUCAUCUUCUCCCCCUAGACCUCCCAGGAAUGACGUGAUUGACGGGUCUGGAGGCGGAACUAAUCAUCAUGGAGACGGAGAGAGAGCUAGGGCAGAGGAUCUGGCGGAGAGAUUAAGUAAAACUAUUCAACAGCUUGCUGACGUGAACCAGAGAGAAGCUGAGACACGACAGGAGUUUGCUAGAGUAGAGAGAGAUCUAGCAAUGUCAAGACAUGAGAUGAAGGAAGCGAACAGGAGAGCUGAACAGGAGUCGGAGAACAGGAGGAAGGUGGAGCAGGAAAGAACGGAACUCCGGAAAAAGUUGGAAGAUGAGACGAAUAGAAGAACUAAAGAACAGAAUAACAACCAUCAUGUUGUGGAGAAGAUCAGUAACCUGGAGAGGGAGAGGAACCAGCUCUCUGACAGGUUAAAGAAGGAGCAGGAGGGGGUGGAGAAGCUAAAAAAAAGUAUAGCUGAGCUCCAGGUGGCUCGCAGCUCUGUAGAGGCUCAGCAGAGUGAGCUGAAUGAGCGAAUGUCUGCUGUGAGUGAGGAGCGGAACACGUAUGAGCGUGAGACGGCUCGGCUCCAGUCCCAGCUGCAGAUGGAGCAGGGGAAACGAGCUGAGAUGUCAGCUCAUGCCAAGGAAGUAGAGUCCCGGUUGAACCAGCUCAAAUCGGAUCUUGAGCUGACCCGUGAGCGCGAGAACAAUUAUGCGCGUGAGAGAUCAGAGCUUGCUACCCAGCUCGCAGAAGCCCAGAAAGCAAAAGCAAAUCUUGAAUGUGAAUUGGAAUCCCAAUUCAGACAAAUAGAGCAAUUGGCCCAGAUGAAGGAGAAGAGUAGAUUAAUCAGUCAGGACGGAGCAAGCCAGGAUCAUAUCAGAAAUAUCGAGUCCAAACUAGAUCAAGAGAAACUAGGCAGACAGAGAGCUGAAACACAGGCCCAGGAGAAGAGUAGGGAGUUGAGUAUGCUAACCGUAGAUAACCGUCAGCUCCAAUAUAGGUUGGAUAAACUUGAAGCGGACUAUAGACAGGAGUCGGAGAAGGUUCGAAGUAUCUCUGCCCAGUUGGAGAGAGUAUUUGAAGAGAAGUCCUUGAUACAGUCCGACCUAAGUGUCAAGACAAGUGAGAUAACUCUACUCAAAACAAAUGAGAAGAGAUUAGUCCGAGACUUUACAGAGAGCAGAGAGAGAUCAAAAUCCUUAGAGGAGGAACUACAGAAGGUUCGUAGUUCACGUGCUGUUGAGGAUCUCCAGAGAAAGGAGCUAGAGGAUCAACUUGAGGCGGAAGCAUAUUUCUCCGGGUUGUAUAAGACCCAGGUUCGUGAGCUCCAGGAGGAGGUUGAAGAGGCUAGAGUGAGAUGCCAGGAACUAGAGGGAGAGAAGGGAGAUAUAGAGAUUAGAUUAUCCUCCGCUAUAGCUCUUCAUGAACAAGAGAGUAUUAACAGGAACCGAAUUGACCAGCAGCUGGGAGAACUAGAGAAGGAGAAGAUGAUGAGAGAACUAGAAGUUAAAGAACUCUACUCUCAACACAGAGCAGAGAUUAGAAAUAUGGAACUACAACUUUCAGGACUCAAGGAUAAUGAGAGUGAUCUGUUGGGACGAAUUGAUCAGCUGAGCCGAGAACGGGAGGAGAGGGAAGGAGGAAAGGAGGAUAACAAGGAGGAGGUGGAGAAACUAGAGAAACAGCUGCGGGAGGAGAAGAUUAAGAAGGAUCAGGCGAUCAAUAAACUAGCAGAGAUGAUGAUGAGGAAGGAUUUACAGCCGAAGCAAGGGAGCAAGAAGGUUUCCGUUGAUGAGCUACGUAAGCGGGAGAAGGAGAACAGGAAGCUGAAGCAUGAGUUGGAGACUGAGAAGGAGAAGUUCAACCAGAUGGUUGCUAAGUAUCAGGCAGAUCUACAGAACCUUCAAGCUACUCUAUACGAGGAGAGUCAGGCCAGGCUCAAGCUCAGCAUGGAAUUAGAUACAAAAGAGAGCGAGGUUGAGAAUUUACAGAUGAAGAUAACUCACCUCAAUAUAGACACUGAAAGUAUUUGCUCUGGAACAGGAACAGAUAUGGAAGGAGAUACAGAGGCUAGUCUUGAAGGAUGGUUACAGACACCCAGCAAACAAAAUAUUAGGCGGCAUGGUUGGAAGAAGCUGUAUAUAGUUGUCAGCUCGAGAAAGAUUAUUUUCUUUAACUCUGAAGUUGAUAAACAGAAUUCAGAUCCAAGCCUUAUCCUGGACCUUAGUAAGGUUUUCCAUGUGCGGAGUGUAACUCAGGGAGAUGUGAUCCGAGCUGAGGCUAGAGAAAUACCUAGAAUAUUCCAGGUUUUAUAUGCUGGUGAGGGAGAGAGCAGGAAACCGGAUGAGAAUGCUACUCCUCCUGUCAUGAAUGAAACUGAGAAAGUUCAGACAUUUACAAUGAAGGGUCAUGAGUUCGUUCAGAUAACCUUCCAUAUGCCGACUAGUUGUGAGGUGUGCACUAAACCCCUCUGGGCCCCCUUCAGACCCCCUCCUGCAGUGGAGUGUAGACGAUGUAGAGUUAAGCUGCAUAAGGAUCAUUCUACUGGGAACGGAGAAGGUGUUGUACCCUGCAAGGUGAGUUAUGAUCCUACAACGGCUAAGGAGAUGUUACUGAUGGCUCCAUCUAUCGAGGAACAACAGUUCUGGGUUGCUCGGCUUCUAAAGCGUAUUCAGAAGUCUGGAUAUAAAGCGGCAGGACAGAAUGACGGAGGUAGUAUAAAGAUAUCCCCACAAGAGUCGAUGAGAUCCCAGUACAAACCAAUAGUACAGGGUUCAGCUGAGAAAUGAGAAGGUUUCAGCUCUUCGCUCCCCUUCCCCAGGGUUAAGUCCUCUACACUACCCAACAAUCAAUCUCUCAACAAGAAAUGACGGUUCGAGAGUGUUUGGUUGAAGAAAAGCUUUAAAGUAGAGUUUUAUAUUAUUGUUGGUUGGUGACAGCACCAAUACCUAGACAUCUAAACCAGUUCAAUUUAAUUCAUGUUUAUUUAUUCAAUCAGCGCUCUGCUGAUCAGACAAGAGAUUAGUCGGAGGGUUUCUCUGAGUAUUAAAUGAUUUGUCUCCUCUAAUGUAUUACGUGAAACCCUGAUAUAAAGCAAUUCCGACAAGAAUUAUUAGUAUUAAAAGGGAAUAUAAGCAUGAUCAUUUGAAAUUACGCUUACAAUCCCUUUAAUAAUACAAUUAACAAACAUAGAUAUCCUUUAAUUGAUUUAAUUACAGCUGCUGUUGGAUUUAGAGCUUUUUAAUUGUUAAUUUUUAAUAUUUUUCUAAAACUUUGUGUGACGAAUUUUCAUUCAGUCUUUUGAUAGAACGCAUUUAAUUUGAAGUACCCCUGCAGAUAUCCGUACAGUUUAAGGUUUAACCUACUGAG
Messenger RNA from Eurytemora carolleeae, 4769 nucleotides. Its product is annotated as rho-associated protein kinase 2. The transcript has 30 exons. Gene Ontology annotation, molecular function: Rho-dependent protein serine/threonine kinase activity; ATP binding; small GTPase binding. The coding region runs from base 206 to 4189 and encodes 1327 amino acids. Gene Ontology annotation, biological process: Rho protein signal transduction; cortical actin cytoskeleton organization; regulation of cell junction assembly. The record is from RefSeq and is a predicted model, not a curated record. Gene Ontology annotation, cellular component: cytoskeleton; cytoplasm. Lineage: Eukaryota; Metazoa; Arthropoda; Copepoda; Calanoida; Temoridae.